GCUCCCUCCGCACCACCACUGGGAAUUCGUCGGCGUGACCCCACGAGUAUAUGAGGAACAUGUCACGAGCGUAGCAUGCUCGACGAGACAGCUGCUUCCACCCUCCGUCGCAUCGAUUCAGCCUGCUCAUGGCCCACGACCAAGACGAGCAGCAAGCAACCGCUUCCCCGGCGGAGCUCGAGCUGACAGCACGUGAACAUGGAAAUGCGCCCACAGAACAGUCGCCAGACAUGGACCACGACACAGAUGCUGCCUACGAGCACGUAGAUUUAGAUGACGAAGCUCCCGCCGACACCGAGAGCACAGCGCAUGAGGAUACAGAGCAGCCGCAGGAAGAUGUAGCAGCACCGGAUGCUGUCGACAAUACCGAAAGUCAGCAGCAUGAUGCCACAAUGCCUACGGUCGAGACGAACGUCCAGUCCACGCCGGACAGUGUGGCCUCGCCAGCGACCGCGAACGAAUCGACCCCAGACACUCCCACCGCACGAUCGAUAGCCGGCACCACCCGGCAACGAACAGACUCGCAGUCGACCACUGCCACGACUGCUACAAAAGCAUCAGUCCGGUCCACGCGGACGAGCAUGGUCUUUGUAGUGUCAGCCUUGGAGAACAUUGCUGCCUCCAAAGAUGCCCGCAAGCGAAAGGAGUUGCUAGAUUCGACCCAGCGGGCACUCUCUGCGAUCCGAGCUGCUCAAGGGGAUGCUUCUCAGAUCAGCCCGGAGGUGCUGUUCGAGCCUUUGAGUUUAGCAUCAGAGUCAACGACAGAGGCGGUGGUGGUCUCGGCACUGGACUGCAUAGGCAAAUUGAUCAGCUACUCCUACUUCUCCAUACCUGCAACAUCGGAAGGAGAGUCAGCUGAAGAUGGCAGACGACCGCCGCUCAUCGACAGGGCAAUCGACACUAUAUGCGAUUGCUUCCAAGGAGAGUCGACUCCGAUCACGGUGCAGAUGCAGAUCAUCAAGAGCUUGUUGGCUGCCAUUUUGAACGAUAAGAUUGUGGUGCACGGUGCAGGCUUGCUUAAGAGCGUGCGGCAGACAUACAACAUCUUCUUGUUGAGCAAGAAUAGUGCGAAUCAGCAGAUCGCACAGGGGACACUGAUGCAGAUGGUAGGCACUGUCUUUGAGCGGGUCAAGGUGCGGUUGGCGAACAAGGCAUCUCGAGCUCCUACUGGUCUUGGGUCAGGCAAUGGCGUGGAUGGACACUCAGAUGCAUCAUCUGUGGUAGGCGGAGAUGAAACGCCGUCCGUCGCAGAGGUAGCCACUCCGGACGAGGAAAAGGCACAACCCAAGAUGACCCUGCAGACAUUCGAGACACGCAAGUCAUUCGACGACGCUCGGAUUACGGACAGCGCUCCGACCAUGGUGACCAAGGCGAAGAGGCCUGGCAAAAGGUCAAGAAAUGGAUCCGGACCUGAUGUCCCAUCGAUCACUGUGCAGGACGAGAAGUCAGAGGCCGUGACUGAAGACGAGGAAGAGGACGAGAUUUACAUCAAGGACGCCUUCUUGAUCUUCCGAGCAAUGUGCAAACUCUCUACAAAGGCGCUGCGCGUGGAAGACGCCGUGGAUGUGAAGUCGCAGGGGAUGCGAUCGAAGCUGUUGAGCUUGCACAUCGUUCAUACGGUUCUGUUCAAUCAUUCAAUCGUGUUCACAUCUCCAUAUUCCACGAUCCGGAGCUCUUCAAAUACCGAACCCACUGGCUUUGUGCAUGCGAUCAAGCAGUACCUCUGCCUCAGUUUGAGCAGGAAUGGGGCGAGCAGCAUCAAUAAAGUUUUCGAAGUCUCAGCCGAGAUUUUCUCCUUGAUGAUGAGACAUUUACGAUCACACCUCAAGCGCGAGCUAGAGGUGUUCCUCAAGGAGAUUUACAUCGCAAUCCUGGAGAAGCGUAAUGCUCCACAAUGGCAGAAGAGCUACAUCGUGCAGCAUGUCUUUGGGCGAAUCGGGUCUGACCCGAGAACGCUUGUUGAAAUAUAUUUGAACUACGAUUGUGAUCGGCAGGCAUUGGACAACAUGUACCAGCGCAUAAUCGAGCAUGUGAGCAGAAUGGCGAGCCAGCCAGUGACAGUUAACGGCCUGCAGGAGCAGGCAUAUAUAGAUGCUACUGCAAAGCAGAACAGCGCCAUGUACGACUGGCGAGACCGGGGGACGAUGCCCCCGAGUCUCACGACUGCAAACAUGAGCUCGCCACACGAGGCUGAGCAACAAUACCCAGCCGAGUACGCGAUGAAAAUCCAGAGCUUGGAGUGUCUGCUGGAAACGCUUCGCAGCAUGGUGAACUGGAGCCAGCAAGCGCAAUCGGAGGUGCCCAACGCCCCUUCGGCAGACUCUGAUUCACGAUUCUCAGUCGAGGAUCAACGAGAGAGUAUCGACACAAGAGGCGAUGCUGAGGCUACUGAGGUCCCUCCCACACCACGAGUGCCUGACACUCCAUUGCCGGAAGAUGAUCCCGUGGAGCUCGAGAAGGUCAAGCAGCGGAAAACGGCGUUGAACAAUGCCAUUCGCGCAUUUAACUACAAACCGAAGCGCGGUAUCAAGCUGUUGAUCGAAGAAGGUUUCAUCACUUCUCCAGAUCCUCAAGAUGUGGCCAAGUUUUUCUCCGGAAACGAGCGCAUCAACAAGAAAUCGCUUGGCGAGUUCUUGGGCGAGGGCGACGAGGAGAACAUAAAGAUUAUGCACGCGUUCGUCGACAAUAUGGACUUCUCGCGAACGAGGUUCGUCGAUGCAUUGCGACGAUUCCUGCAGUCCUUCCGUCUGCCAGGUGAGGCGCAGAAGAUCGAUCGUCUUAUGCUGAAGUUCGCAGAACGUUAUCUCACCGGCAAUCCAUCUGCAUUCGCCAACGCAGACACUGCAUAUGUGCUUGCUUACAGUGUAAUCAUGUUGAACACUGAUCAGCACUCUGCACAGGUGAAGAAGCGCAUGACCGUGGAGGACUUCAUCAAGAACAAUCGAGGUAUCAACGACAAUGCGGACUUGCCGGACGAGUAUCUACAGGGCAUCUUCGAUGAAAUCGCGAACAACGAGAUCGUGUUGGACACGGAGCGAGAGAAUGCAGCGAACCUGGGUAUGCUGCCCCAGCAGCCAAGUGGACUCGUCAAUACCCUGGCCAAUGUCGGUCGCGAUCUGCAGCGAGAAGCUUAUGCGCAGGCGAGCGAGGAGAUGAGCAACCGUACUGAGCAACUCUUCAAGAGCCUGUUGCGAGCACAAAGGCGAGCAGGUGGAGGCGCUGCUGCAAGCGCAAAGGGACGAUAUCUUGUCGCGAGCUCACCUAGGCACAUUGGACCUAUGUUCGAAGUGACGUGGAUGAGCUUCUUGACUGCUCUGUCGGGCGCGGCACAAGAGAGCCAGAACAUCGAAACCAUUCGCCUGUGCAUGGAAGGUCAGAAGCUCGCAAUUCGCAUCGCUUGCGUCUACGAUUUGGAGGACCCCAGACAAGCGUUUGUGAGCAGUCUGUCAAGGAGCACAAAUCUCUACAAUUUAUCCGAGAUGAAAGCCAAGAAUGUCGAGGCACUGCGAGCACUGAUCGAGAUUGCUUAUACUGAAGGCGACUAUCUCAAGGAGAGCUGGCGAGACAUUCUCACAUCAGUGUCACAGCUUGAUCGAUUCCAGCUGAUUUCAAGUGGUGUAGAGGAAGGUGCUGUUCCUGAUGUGUUGAGGGCGAACAGCACAUCGCAAAGCCCACAAGUCAACGGCAAUGCCAGGAAAAAGAGCCUCAACGCACAACGACGGCCUGCGACCCGCGCUGGCAAUAGCAAUUCAUAUCAUGCCGAGAUUGCAGAGGAUGCAAGAAGUGCCGACAUGAUUCGUGGUGUUGAUCGCAUCUUCACCAACACAGCCAACCUUUCCGGCACAGCCAUCGUUGACUUUGUCAAGGCAUUGACGCAAGUCAGCUGGCAAGAGAUCCAAUCUUCAGGCAAGUCGGAAACACCGCGGACAUAUUCCCUGCAGAAGCUCGUCGAAAUCUCAGGCUACAAUAUGCUUCGUGUCAAAUUCGAGUGGACAAGCAUUUGGAAGAUCCUCGGACAGCACUUCAUCGAUGUUGGCUGCCACAACAAUACACACGUCGUCUUCUUUGCACUUAACAGCUUGCGACAGCUGAGUAUGCGUUUCAUGGAGAUCGAGGAAUUGCCUGGUUUCCAGUUCCAAAAGGACUUUCUCAAGCCGUUUGAGCUGAUCCUGAGUAACGCUCAGCAGGUCACAGUCAAAGAUAUGGUCCUCCGCUGUCUGAUACAGAUGAUACAGGCCAGAGGCGAUAUGAUUCGAUCCGGAUGGAGGACGAUGUUUGGCGUGUUCACCGUUGCUGCCAGAGAGCCGUACGAGAGCAUCGUCAAUCUGGCCUUCGACAACGUGACGCAAGUGUACAAUGAGCGCUUCGGCGUGGUGUUGUCUCAAUCGGCUUUUGCGGACUUAGUCGUGUGCUUGACUGAGUUCAGCAAGAAUAUGAAGUUCCAGAAGAAGAGCUUGCAAGCUAUCGAAACGCUGAAGUCGACAGUUUCGAAGAUGCUCAGGACGCCCGAAUGCCCACUCAGCCAGAAAGCGCCCGGACACAAGGACGCACCACAGGCUACUAACAUACCCAAACAGCCAGUGCGACGAACACAGGAAGAGCAGUACUGGUUCCCGGUGCUGUUCGCUUUCCACGAUGUCCUUAUGACUGGCGAGGAUCUGGAAGUCCGUUCGCGAGCGUUGAACUAUCUCUUCAAUACUUUGACCAAAUACGGCGGCGACUUCCCUCGCGACUUCUGGGACGUGCUGUGGCGACAGCUGCUCAUGCCAAUAUUCAUGGUGCUGCGGGACCGUAAGAGCGUCAACGUGGAGGCUGCGAACUCGGAAGAGCUGUCUGUUUGGUUGUCGACGACCUUGAUCCAAGCACUGCGGAACAUGAUCAGCCUGUUCACGCACUUCUUCGACAGCCUGGAGUACAUGCUCGACCGCUUCUUGGAGUUGCUCACGCUGUGCAUCUGUCAAGAGAAUGACACGCUCGCACGAAUUGGCAGCAACUGCCUGCAACAGCUCAUUCUCCAGAACGUGAAGAAGUUCAGCCCCAGUCACUGGGAGAAGAUCGUGGCAGCAUUCGUCGAUCUUUUCGCGAAGACGGAAGCGAAGGAGCUCUUCUCGGCAGCUACGUCGUCGAGCUACUCACGAGAAAGCUCAUACACAAAUGGCGCAUUCGAGAAUGCCAAGGCACAACCUCGCGAUCUUGCUGCCGAUGAUGCGGCGUCCGUGAUGUCUGCCAACAGCAAUGCGCUGGGAAUGAUCAACACCGAUGAGCCUGAAAGGCCGAACGGGCUUGACCGUGCCCCCUCGAACACUCUUUCACUCUCCCCUGAACACGAGGACCCAAGCCCCUCGCCUUCACAAGGACCCCGCCGACGCCAAUCCGAUGCCCUCGAAGACUUCAGCAACACAGGCGCCUCCUCCCAACAACAACAAGCACCCGUCGUUGUGACAGCCGCACGCCGCCGCUACUUUAACCAAAUCAUCACCAAAUGCGUCCUCCAACUCCUCAUGAUCGAAACCGUCUCAGAACUCUUCAACAACGACGCAGUCUACGCUUCCAUCCCCUCCCACCUCCUUCUCGAACUCAUGGCCCUCCUCAAAAAAUCCUACCACUUCGCAAAACGCUUCAACGAAGACCGCGAACUACGCGGAAGACUUUUCCGCGAAGGAUUUAUGAAACAACCGCCGAAUCUCCUGAAACAGGAAUCCGGUUCUGCGUCUGUUUACGUGAGCAUUCUGUUGCGCAUGUAUGCGGAUAGUUCGAAUGAACGAGCGAAAUCUCGACCGGAGACGGAGAGGGCUUUGAUUCCGCUUUGCAAGGAUAUCAUUGCUUCGUAUAUUGGGCUUGAUGAGGAGACACAGCAGAGGAAUAUUGUGACGUGGAGACCUGUUGUCAUUGAUGUUCUUGAAGGUGUUGCUGGGUUCCCUGAUGAGGAGUUCGGGAAGCACGUGGAGGCUUUUGCGCCGCUUGCUGUGGGGUUGAUGGCUAGCCGCGACCCCAUGGGCGGUGAGUUGCAGAGGGCUGUGAUGGGGAUUUGGUCGAGGGUUUGUGAAGUGAGACUGGGGAUUGAAGUCCCAGCGGAGCUUGUUGGUGGCGCUGCGGGAAAGGAUGGCGGGCAAAAUGCGACUAGUCCUGGAGGGACGCGAGACAGGCCGGGCGUAUUUGGUGGGAGAAGGAUGAGUCGGGUGAAUAGUUUGAAUAGUGGUGGGAGGUGAAGCUAGAGAGGAUAAAGAAGAAUAUGAUAUGAGAUAUCGUGAAACGAUGUCUCUAUUAGGCAGCCAUACACGCGAGCUGGACAUUCCGCGCGCGUGCUUUGAUCAAUUGCAGAAUGUCCCCUGUGUACACGCAG
This is a messenger RNA of Cercospora beticola, 6343 nucleotides long. RefSeq names its product Arf family guanine nucleotide exchange factor SEC7 (gene SEC7). Lineage: Eukaryota; Fungi; Ascomycota; Dothideomycetes; Mycosphaerellales; Mycosphaerellaceae. Gene Ontology annotation, biological process: regulation of ARF protein signal transduction. Gene Ontology annotation, molecular function: guanyl-nucleotide exchange factor activity. The record is from RefSeq and is a predicted model, not a curated record.